This is a messenger RNA of Cylicostephanus goldi, 216 nucleotides long. The record is from the annotation of a GenBank genome assembly. Lineage: Eukaryota; Metazoa; Nematoda; Chromadorea; Rhabditida; Strongylidae.
AUGGAAGAAAUCGAAAAAGAGCUCCUGCACGGACAAAGUGCACAAGGUCCUUUGACUGCUGAAGAAGUCUAUUACAUGACCGAAAAGAGUGGUCUGUCUGAAAGCUUCCCUCUGUUCACCGCAGUACACCGAAUUUGCAAAGGAGAAAUGAAACCGAAUGAUCUGGUGGCGUGCUUACGAUCUCAUCCUGAGCAUACGGAUCUCAUGCUGAAGUAG